This is a messenger RNA of Stegostoma tigrinum, 5425 nucleotides long. RefSeq names its product NIMA-related kinase 7 (gene nek7). Gene Ontology annotation, molecular function: ATP binding; protein kinase activity. The record is from RefSeq and is a predicted model, not a curated record. NCBI's taxonomy places the organism in Eukaryota, Metazoa, Chordata, Chondrichthyes, Orectolobiformes, Stegostomatidae. The transcript has 11 exons. The coding region runs from base 316 to 1230 and encodes 304 amino acids. Gene Ontology annotation, biological process: protein phosphorylation.
AGUUUCCAGCCAAUGGCGGCACGAUCCUUGCGCUGACAUCAGCGCGCGAGCCCGAGCUCGAGCCCGGAGCAGCCGCACGCGCUGCGCAGGCCGCGGGCAGAAGAAAAGCCUACAGCGGCGCCAUCGCCACCAUUUGCUCAAGUGACGGCUGCGCCGCUUCCCGCAGAAUGAAGGUCUUCUAUCAAGACGUCAUGUAAAGAGCCAUCUGCAGAGGUGGUAACUGAGAGAAUAUCAGCAACAGUAGAUCUGCACUAUUUUUCAAGUUGUUUAGUACAGUAUCCAGAAGAGGUAGAAGGAUCUUCUUUCUCUUACAUUAUGGAUGAGCAACCUUCUCAACAAUUUGCUGGUCAUGUUGCAGUUUCUGCAUUUCCAUCACAGAAGCCCCUGCGUCCUGAUUUGGGCCUUGGUACUCUGGGAAACUUCCAAAUAGAGAAGAAGAUUGGCCGUGGACAAUUUAGCGAAGUGUAUCGAGCAGCAUGCCUUCUAGAUGGGAUGCCUGUAGCUUUGAAGAAAGUGCAGAUAUUUGAAAUGAUGGAUGCCAAAGCUCGUCAAGAUUGCAUCAAAGAAAUAGAUCUCUUAAAGCAACUGAACCAUGCAAAUGUAAUCAAAUAUCUUGCAUCAUUCAUUGAAGAUAAUGAGCUGAACAUUGUCUUGGAACUGGCAGAUGCUGGAGAUCUUUCUAGAAUGAUAAAGCAUUUUAAGAAACAGAAGCGGCUGAUUCCAGAGAGAACAAUAUGGAAGUAUUUUGUGCAACUCUGCAGUGCUUUGGAACACAUGCAUUCUCGGCGUGUCAUGCACAGAGAUAUCAAACCUGCUAAUGUGUUCAUUACAGCAACUGGGGUAGUUAAGCUGGGAGACCUUGGAUUGGGCAGAUUCUUUAGUUCGAAAACUACAGCAGCACAUUCUUUAGUGGGUACCCCAUACUAUAUGUCCCCGGAGAGAAUACAUGAAAAUGGAUACAACUUCAAAUCUGACAUCUGGUCACUAGGCUGUUUGCUAUAUGAGAUGGCUGCACUCCAAAGUCCAUUCUAUGGUGAUAAGAUGAAUCUGUAUUCUCUCUGUAAAAAGAUUGAACAAUGUGAUUAUCCUCCUCUUCCUUCCGACCAUUAUUCUGAAGAGCUUCGACAGUUAGUAAAUAUCUGCAUUAAUCCAGAUCCAGAGAAGAGACCAGAUAUUGCCUAUGUGUAUGAGGUAGCUAAGCGCAUGCACGCACUUUCUUCAGGAAGCUAAAGUGAAUCAUGCAUCAGGAAAAAGAAAAUCCAGAAGAUAUGAACAUAAAAAUUCAGUGUUUCUGUAUUCAUUACUCUGUUUUUGUGUCUAAGGAUAGUUGUAAAGAAUUCAGUGGCAUCAUUGGAAUGAAAGUUAUACAUACCCAAAAGAAAUGAGUUCUUAAUGACAUGGUUCUAGAUGCUGAACUGCAUUUGUUUUAAUAAUUACAUCCUCUCAGUGGCCUUCUGUGUUUUAAUUCAUAUACUGUUUCCAUUUCUGUCCUUACACUUGAUAUUUUAAAAAUAAAAUUGGCUUGCCUGCAGUUUUUUUACAAUCAUAUAAAAAUGUGUUUCCUGUAGGCCUAUUGGACCAGACAUUACUGUGCCUUGUUACAUAACUCAUGCUCUUAUUUAUAGCAUUUAUUACAUCUAGUAGCUUUGUGAUAUUUUCUGUUGACCCCAUGCAUAGCUACUUGGUGACAUUGUAUCAAUUCACACCAAGUUUUGGCAUGUUAUGCAAAUCAACAUUUGGUUUGUAUGGACCAAGUUCUAAAUCGCUUGAAUGUUCCUUGUAAGUCACAACAAUGCUAACCAAAAUACAAUUAAAUGUUCAAAGACAUUUAUUGUAAAAGGUGCCUUUAUUAUUGUUUUAUAAAAGAAAACCUGCAGUUUAAUACUGUAAUUCUAUUUGCCCAUUGAUGUUAUCAUUACAAAUGAUUGUUAUUUAACCAUAUCUAUCUUGUGAAUUCAAAGCUUUACAGAAAAAACAGAAUAAUGCUUGGUUAUUUUGUCUAAUUAGCAGCAAUUUUGUACUUCCGUGUUUAUUUCCCACCUCUCCUCCCACCCCCAAUUUGACAGAAAUUAUGGAUAAUACUCUACACCAAUACAAUUCUGUGCUAUCUUCCCAAUAGAUUCACCAGAGUGACUUGGGAAUGACAUUUACUCUGACUUUUGUUUCUCCCAAGGUAGUAAAGCUGAAAUUUUUAACUUAAUGGAGAAGAAGGUAUUGGAAUUUGCCUGUUACAGUGUUGUGAUGUUCCAGUAUACAGUGCUAGCCUUUUGCCCUUGACAUUCUCAGUUUAUUAAGAAAAAAUGUUCAUAGCAGUUUGCUGUAGAGAUGUUUAAAACAUGUGAGCAUUGUAAACGCUUCCAUUUUGAUAAACGUCGACUACUGUCACACAGAAUUUGGAUUAUUUCUAUUGUGUUGGAUAACUAAUAAAUGUACUUUAUUGAUAGUGUGGGCAUUUAAUCAAUACGUUUUAAAAAUUGCUCAGUGGGGUGACUCAAAUUCAAGAUCUUAUUCUGACAGUAUGAGACAGUCAACAGUUAGAGUGACUGUCAGCAGCUAGAAAGCUAUUACCUACAUUGAGAUACUAAGGUAUGACACUAAAUUACGUGGACUCUUAAUGUCCCAGAUUCAAGGGCAUGUGCUGAAUCACCCAAUCUCAAAAGCCUGACUGUUGGAGGUGUGUUGCUACUGGGCUUAGUGAGUUUGAACUAGGAGGAAGAGUUAGUUGAGGUCUUUAUUCCAGAUCUAGAAUUGCAAUACCCCAGCUGAAAAUGUUUUCCAGGCUCAUGUGAAGAAUGGCUACUUGAUUAAAAUCUUGGAAAGUUGCCAGCACAUGUGGAACCAUAUUCACAACACAUUUUGCCUCACAUACUUAAAAAGACAAAGCAGAGGAAGAUUUGAGAUGAUAGGGCAAGGAAAAUUGUUCCUUGUUUAUGAAUAAAUUUCUUUAUAAUACAGAUUUUUUACAAUUGAUAUAUCCAUAAAAAUGUAUAAGUGGAGUGGGCAAUUUACUGUAGUCAAUCAUUUAAAUUGCCUUUAUUCUCUCUAAAAUUGAGUAUUUGCUAUAUUAAAAAUCUGUUGAGUGGUAGGGAAGUACAAGUGUAAGUUAACUUAGUGUUUGGUCCAACACAGAAUUUAUUGUGGAAUUUUAGAUCUGGGUCUUAAAGUAUGCCUUUAUAGGCACAUAAAAUACCUUUGUUUAUACAUGACCCUGUAAGAAACUGAAACUUCAAGUAAAAUGUAUAUUUUAUGUAGACAAUGUAUCUAGAAGCUGCACAUUUUAAUUCCUUGUCAUUUUUUCACUUUGUUUAAAGAGAAAUAUUAUGUGAAAUUAUAGCUAAAGCAUCAUCCUCUUUCCAGGCCUCAGUGAUGGAUAUUACAUAUUUUAAGCAAAAACAGAUUUGGAUUUUGUUCCCUAUUCCCAUAUAAGUAUUGUAAGAUGUCAGCCAAAAAGAUGCUGUAUGAGUAGGAUGAAGUGAUAUCGCACUGAUCAACAAUAUAAUAUUUUACUGUAUCAGUUUUUAAAAAAGGAAAUGUGUUAAAUUUGCCCGAUGGUCUCUCAGUAUUUGUGACAUUAAUUCAAUGGGUGCAUACUUGGUCACAGAAUUUCUGUAUCUUGAAAUUUCUUUUUAAAGUGUUGUGUGCUUUACCGACUUUCUUCUGAAUUACUGUUGUUAGCAUUAUAAUUUUCACUUCAGAUUGUCUCUUUUAAGUCAAAUAAAACUGUUUUUAAAAUAAGUAUAUCAUAUUUUAUCAGCCAGGAUUGUGUUGUGAAUAUAACCAAGUAUUAAAUUGUUUUUUUAGUCUUUUUCAAUCCUUGUGCAUCUAUUACAAAGGAGUUCUUUUGGAGAAAAAAUAAGUCUGACAAAAUGUGCCCAUGUAUUUUGCAGAAGUGUUGAAAAGAUUUCUAUAUAACUGGAAUCAAAUGCAGAUUGAUAAAGAAUAUGUAGGAAAGGUUCCACUGCACAGCUUCGCAAAAUGUUCUUCAUUAGGCAUUCUUCAAAAAUUAACAAGGGAAAAUACAUAUGUUAGGAAAUGGUUUGUGUAAUGAGUUCUGAGAACAAAGCCACUUUUUUUUGCCAAUCUAUAGGAUGUAUCUAAAGAUGAAUUUGCUUUUGUUUUAAUUUAUCUUUAUUCAACGCCAAAUAUAACAAAUGCUACUUGCUAAUAUUAAAUUUACAGAUAGUGUGUAUUUUUUAAAAGUCUGUACCUAUUUUGUAUUUCUGACAUAUCCUUUGAUAUAAUUGAACAAAAAUGUGGUAGAUUUCUGUUCCAUUUCCUCUCCCUCAGACGUGCGCAUGCACAUUUUUGUAGAUUUACUGACAUAAAAAUCUGGUGAUAUUUCUGUUCAUCUUAAUGUUAUUCACCUUUUGUUUAAAGCUUUAUCUUACAAAUGAGCAUUGAUAUCGUAUUCUGAAAUCUGGCUUAAUACAUCAAUUAGAAGUAAUGUUUGCAAAGUCAGCUUCUGAUUUAUUUAUCUGAUCAAUAACAAUUUAAGUAAAUUAAUUAGCUAGAAUUGAUGACAUGCCUACCAGCAUAACAAAGGAUACUUUGAGUAGUAUUGUACUUAUUUCUUGAAUUUCUAAUAGAUAAUUUCUUGUUCUAUGGAAUUGCUGAUUGUCAUUUCAUAAGGACUUGAAUAGUUUUUUUAAUUUCAAUUCUUUAAAGUUCAUGUGUUUUUAUUGUCACCAUAUAUUAUUUGAUGUGAAUGCUGCUGUUGUUAACCUAGAUGAUAUUUCUUUUAAAAAUGCAGCUAUUCUGUUACCAAUAUGACUGUUUGAAUUAGUUCCUGAUUUUUUCAAAUUUAUGAAGAAACCAUCUCCGUAAUAUGUCAAAUGUUUAUAAAGGAAUUUGAUGAAAUCUAAAAGGCUGACUUAUAGAUUUGUACUACAAUUAAUUAUGUGAAUCUAAGUUUGAAAUUGUAACAUUUGAUUUUGAUAAUCUACAUCUAAAACAUGAAUAGAUUUCUAUCCUCCACUUCUGACAUGUUCUGUGUUGGCCUCUUUAUUUGUGUCUAUGGGGAGCAGAAUCCAUUUCUUAUAAGUCACUAUACAUUAGGUGGUGAUCUAUAAAUUUGAUUGAGUUUUCUUUUCAAAAUCCUUUCUAAUGAUGAAAAUCUGCAAAAGCUCUAAUGAAAUUAAAUUUAAAUGUGGUAUAUGGUAUGUUCUGAUGUAGAAUGUACUUAAUUUGCAUUUUCAGAUUUCUCAAAGUGUACAAUUUCAACUUCAGCAAAACCUUUGUUUUAAUUUCAAAGAAUGUGCAAGUACAAAGUAGGCACUUUCAGAGUUGAAAAUCAUUUAAUUUUUUUGAUGCUGUUUAAAGCUGUUUGAUCCCAUAUACUUCGGGAGUGCUGAUUAAAAUAAUGAGCUCUGUAUGCAGAAAAGCAAUUUGACAGUGAGUACAUGGAUAAUAAAGCUUAUUGAGGAGA